AGGCAACAGCGCCGCUUUAUUUAUUUAUUUUUAUGUGCCGCUUUUCUCAAGAAACUCAGACUCGUACAGCCUUCUCCUUCCCCACCCCCAAUUUAUCCUGUAAGCUAGGCUGAUAGUGACCCGUCCCCAAGGCAACUCAGCUCUUUGAUAUCCAUGGACCCUCUAGGGGCUGAAGCCUAGUCCCUCCCCAGCUGAGGAAUGUCAACUCCAUCGCUGAGCCCUCCUCCAGACCUCCCUUUUGCUGCCACCUUGUUCCUGCCCCUCCCUGCCAUCGUUUUCUUGGUUGUCGGUUCCUACCUGCUGCUCCUCGUCCUGGUCCUGGUCCUCCGACAGUGCCUGCUGGCCCGAGGCCUUUGUGCCAAUUGUUGUUCCUGCGAAAAGCAGUCCUGGCCAAGUGUGUGUGAAUGCUGUAUGGGUUGCGCAGAAUCAUGUGACUGUGCCCUUCCUUCCCGAGCCCACUGUAUGGAUCACUGCUGUCCCUGCACUAAUGUCUGGGGACCAGGGACCUGCUCCUUUCCUCACUUGUGUCCACUCUGUGAUUGUGCCUGCACCUAUCAGCCCCCAGACUGUCAGAACAUCAACUGCAUUUGCUUUGAGAUCAAAUUGCGUUAAGGGACCUCAGCCCUCAAAAUAGUAGAGUUAGGAUUUGGGAAUGUGGGAAGAUUUAGGAGUCUUCAUACAAACAGUGGGCUGAUAAAAUGGGUCCUUCCCAGAUUGGCAAAAAUGAAGUAUCCUGAUGCAAGGAGACUUGAAAAUUUGCUUUUCCUUUUCUGUUAACUUUUUGUUAUCUUUUUGAAAUGCUUUUUUAAAUGCCUGUUUGAUAUUACUGUUUUUAUAAGAACUGUUGCAUUUUAUAAUAAAGCAAGUUGUAUACA
Varanus komodoensis (Komodo dragon) is the source of this 875-nucleotide messenger RNA. RefSeq lists its product as uncharacterized. The transcript has 5 exons. Bases 199 to 612 code for a protein of 137 amino acids. Lineage: Eukaryota; Metazoa; Chordata; Lepidosauria; Squamata; Varanidae. The record is from RefSeq and is a predicted model, not a curated record.